UUUGGCAUCACUGAAUGAACAUCGGCUGAGGUCGUCACUUGUAUUUUAAAGGCGUUGUUCAUCAUCAUUUUCAAGUGUGAAAAGAAAAUUUGAUCGGGAAAAAAUUGGGAGAUAUUUAAUUUUUGCACAAAACAGAAAGUCUUCGUCGCAAGACCAUAAAUUGGUGUCAUCAAAUAAAUAUUUAUUGUCUACAAAGUCGAUAUUGGCGAGUGUGUGGCAGUAAAAUCAUCAAAUUCUAUCAAUGACGACGAUUCGGAAAAAAUUGGUUAUUGUAGGCGAUGGAGCUUGUGGUAAAACAUGCCUUCUGAUUGUCUUCAGUAAAGAUCAGUUCCCAGAGGUAUACGUUCCAACUGUUUUUGAAAAUUACGUUGCGGACAUCGAAGUCGAUGGCAAACAAGUUGAGCUAGCAUUAUGGGAUACGGCCGGCCAAGAAGAUUAUGACAGACUACGACCACUGAGUUACCCGGAUACGGAUGUUAUUCUUAUGUGUUUUUCAGUGGAUUCGCCCGAUUCAUUAGAGAAUAUUCCUGAAAAAUGGACUCCUGAGGUGAAACAUUUUUGUCCAAAUGUUCCGAUAAUUUUGGUAGGCAAUAAAAAGGAUUUACGAAAUGAUCCCAACACUAUUCGAGAUCUUGCAAAAAUGAAACAGGAGCCAGUUAAGCCUCAAGAGGGUCGCGCAAUGGCUGAGAAAAUUAAUGCCUUCGCCUAUUUAGAAUGUUCAGCCAAGUCUAAAGAAGGUGUACGAGAUGUGUUUGAAACGGCUACUAGAGCUGCACUACAAGUCAAGAAGAGGAAGAAGACCAAAUGCCUUUUGCUCUAAAAGAGCAAGUCUACAAUUUACAUACGCUACAUGCAAAACAAAAACAAAAAACACACUCCCAAUAUUUUGUUUCCUCUUUUUAUAACGGGCAUCAUUUCAAACGUGUAUUUGAUUGGUAAUUUCUUAAUCAUGAUUGAUUAUUAAAAAAUAAUCUUAUUUCAUUUGUAUUUUAUUUAAAGCAAAAAAAAAAAUUAUAUUAUAUACAUGUAUUUAAAAAAAAGUUAUCCAAUAAUGAAAAAAAGAAUUAAUUACUCAAAAAGCGUUCAUGAAGAAUAUUUGAGGACCGCUGAUAAAUAAAAACGUGACAUAUGAAAAUCAGCUACAUAUGUAGUAGGCACUAAAAAUGGAGUGGUAUUAAUGGUAGAAAAAUCGGAACUGCGACAAAGUUUUUUAUGAAUCUGCACGCAUACACGCACACAUGCACAAACACGAGAGUGUAAAUGGCAAUAUGAGGAUCAAUCGGAAGAAACAUCAAACCAAAUUUAUUUGAGUGUAUUAGUGUAGAUUUUGUUGAAUGUCCCCGUUUUUUUUAUUUUUGAAAUACGUUAAGAAAAAAGCAAAAAAAAAAGAAAUGCAAAAAAAACAAUAAAAUAAACGACCACCAAAAACAAAAUAUGUAUUUGUGAAUUUUGCUACUUUUACUACCGAUAAUAUGAUAUCUAUGAUGAUGGUCAUAAUUUUGUAAUGUUUAAAGCAAACCUUAUAAGAACUAAAAUGAAAACAUCUACAAUUCAUUGGAGCACAUGCAAGCGCUUGAAAGCAAACAUAGGGCAAAACAAGCCACCAAUAAGAAGCAAACAGUUCAACCGGGAACCCCAAUUUCAAAGCUUAAAAAACAUUUACCACAGAAUUGAUGCAUUCUAAAUUCAAAUCAAACUGUAAUGGUAUCUAUCAUAUAAAUCAAAUCAUAAGUAUUUUAUUAUUAAAGAAAACGAAUAAAAACAUAACGAGACUAUAAAUCA
Molecule: messenger RNA, 1782 nt
Organism: Rhagoletis pomonella (apple maggot)
Lineage: Eukaryota; Metazoa; Arthropoda; Insecta; Diptera; Tephritidae
Product: ras-like GTP-binding protein Rho1
Exons: 5
Coding region: 242-820 (192 amino acids)
Biological process (GO): small GTPase-mediated signal transduction; cell migration
Molecular function (GO): GTP binding; GTPase activity
Source: RefSeq, a predicted model, not a curated record